GUUAAAAUUGCGUUUUCAAGCCACAAAUGCCCAUUUUAUCUAAAUAUGAGGCUAAAUGUGGUAGUACGACCGUAAUUGCCUGCACGUUUGUUGACAAACUUAAUUCGUAGCUAAAGACGAAGGCGUCGUUAGCAUGCGAGCCAUAUGUCUUGGGGUUAGCUCGGACUUGGUUUCACCGCUAAUUCGUAGUGUUUGAAGUCAGAUAAUUUGUGUCAAACUAACGUCGACGUGUUUGUAAAUACGCGCACCCAAUGGCAAGAUGUAGUUUUAAUUGAUACAUCUUGGUGACCAAAGAGGUUGCAGUUAUGGACUCCGGUGUGAUUGAAGGAGGGCUCAAUGUCACCCUUACCAUUAGGCUGCUCAUGCACGGCAAGGAGGUUGGAAGCAUUAUUGGAAAGAAAGGUGAAUCUGUCAAGAAGAUGAGAGAAGAGAGUGGGGCUCGCAUCAACAUCUCUGAGGGCAACUGUCCUGAGAGGAUCAUUACUUUGGCAGGUCCAACCACCGCCAUAUUUAAAGCAUUCUCCAUGAUCAUUGAAAAGCUGGAAGAAGAUAUAAGCAGUUCAAUGACAAACAGCACAGCUACCAGCAAGCCCCCAGUGACCCUACGCAUUGUGGUGCCUGCCAGUCAAUGUGGCUCCCUCAUUGGAAAAGGUGGCUGCAAGAUCAAGGAAAUUCGAGAGUCAACCGGUGCUCAGGUACAAGUGGCAGGUGACAUGCUCCCCAACUCCACAGAGCGUGCCAUCACCAUCGCUGGCACUCCUCAGUCCAUAAUUGAGUGUGUGAAGCAGAUCUGUGUGGUUAUGCUGGAGUCUCCUCCUAAAGGGGUAACUAUCCCCUACCGACCCAAGCCUUCAGGAUCCCCCGUCAUCUUUGCAGGCGGACAGGCAUAUGCUGUACAAGGGCAGCACGCGAUUCCACAGCCAGAUUCUUCCUCUGCUGCUAUCUCUCCACAGCUCACCAAGCUUCACCAGCUGGCCAUGCAGCAGAGCCCCUUCCCCAUCGCACCAAGUAACCAGGGAUUCACUGGAAUAGAUGCUGCUGCUCAAACCAGUUCUCAUGAGAUGACCAUUCCAAAUGAUCUUAUUGGGUGCAUCAUCGGCCGCCAGGGAGCAAAGAUCAACGAGAUCAGACAAAUGUCAGGCGCCCAGAUCAAGAUUGCGAAUCCAGUGGAUGGAUCGACUGACCGCCAGGUCACCAUUACAGGCUCGCCUGCCAGCAUCAGUUUGGCAGAGUACCUCAUCAAUGCCAGUGUAGAGUCCUCUAAACCUCCUCCUCCCUCCUCCUCCUCCUUGAACCCUGAACAGACCAGCCUGUGCCCUUCCUCCACCUCUACUACUACUACUACCACUACUACUACUACUACCACCACCACCACCUCCUCUGCUGCUACCUCCUCCUUCUCUUCCUCCUCCUCCUCCUCUUCUUCCUCCUGUGUGGUGCCCCCCUCAGCCUCCAUUCCUCUGUCCUUGUUGGCUCCUGGGCCUCCUCCUCCUUCCUCUUCCUCCUCCUCCUCUUCCUCCUCCACUGAUUCCCUGCUCCCAAGCUCUCCUGCCUGUGUGUCAAGUCUCCUAAGUCUCAAGCCCCUUCCUCUCCUGGCACUCCAUGUUGUCAGUGGGGCCAGUAACCCUGCACACCCAAUCCCCACUGAGCCCAAAAUCGCCCCAGAGCUGGGCUCCAAGUCUAAAAGGCGAAGGCUCUCCCCUUACUAAUGAAGGAAACAUAAGUCAUCUACUACUAAAGUACUGACAGUUCUCUUUGUUGUCUGUACCUGCACUUGCUUUUGUAUCUGGCUGCGCCAUGCCAUGCUUACUACAGAAAACAAAUGCACACAAACCGGUGUUUUAAAGCCAAACAGAAGGUUGCUGCCAUAUUUAUUGAAUAAGUAUCUGUAGCUUGAUUUGGCCUGUCUCCUAAAGAAAUGACAUGUUGAGUGCAUUAUAUUUUUAAAUGACUUUGAACUUCGCAUGGACAGUGAAUAAUGUCACUGAUUUACUAAAGCAUUUCUUUGUGUCAGCUCUGCUCAGGUAGCGGCUCUCUUUAAGAUGUCACAUUGUAUUUAUGGGAAUAGUUUUUGUUGUGAACUUUAAGUGACUAUUGCUAUCAUAAUGAAGAGUAUGUGGUUUUUCUGCUUGUGUAAGAAAUAAUUGUAACUUUAAUUCCACGUAAAUCUGCCCUCAGGAAACAAAGGCACCAAAAUCAUCUUUUAGGUUAAAAAGAAAAUUCAAAACGUUUGAGCGAUUCAUCUUUAAUUUAAGGGAAGAUUUGAUAUUAUGGGAAAGGCAACUUCACAGAGCUUGAUAAGAAGUUUAACAGCGCUGUCAUCUAUAGUUGAGAUUGCUACCCUUGCUCAGUCAAAUGCUAACCGAUAGGCCUGCCAUCACCAGGAUUAUGUGCCAAGUAAUUUCUCGUUCAGCCACUUCCUCGAGUGACAACAAGAUGUCUCAAGCCUCCCAUUCCCUCGCCAAGAAAUAGUCUGGUUCAUAACCUACUGUAAAGGCAAAAGUUAUUUAAGCUAAUUAAAUGUUUUUGAGCAGAAGAAAAGCUGCUGGACUGUCCUAAUGAUGAGAUGAGCUAAUCAGGUGGUUUGGAACUUCUUAUCAAACUCCUAGCAAUAAAGCAACUUUUAUUCCAAAAUACUUAACUCUUAAAUUAACCUCAAUUUUCAACCAUUAAGAAUCAGUCUGAGAUGUUUGAUCAGCUGUUGAACAAACCUAUUGACAGCCGUAGCAGACAAAGCUGCUGCACGCCCAUUCCAUUAACCCAGCCAGUCUCCUACGCAGGUGUAUUCUUCUAUUGUUGUAAUGUACCGUACAUGAGGUUGACAUUUAUCUCGUCUGAUUGCAUGCCUUAUUCUCUCUCCCUCCCUGGUCUCUGGGUGUCUCUCUGUCU
Betta splendens (Siamese fighting fish) is the source of this 2889-nucleotide messenger RNA. RefSeq names its product poly(rC)-binding protein 2. Gene Ontology annotation, biological process: regulation of RNA metabolic process; regulation of gene expression. The transcript has 13 exons. The record is from RefSeq and is a predicted model, not a curated record. Gene Ontology annotation, cellular component: nucleoplasm; cytoplasm; nucleus. Gene Ontology annotation, molecular function: single-stranded DNA binding; mRNA binding. Bases 306 to 1709 code for a protein of 467 amino acids. Lineage: Eukaryota; Metazoa; Chordata; Actinopteri; Anabantiformes; Osphronemidae.